AUGGCACCGGCGACUGCAGCGUCGGCGUCGCUGACACGCGACAAUAUCAAGUUCCUGGCCAUCGCGCGUGCCACGGACAAAGUGAUCGUGGCCAGUUAUAUGCACCAGUCAGGUGGAAAACCUGCGCGUGGAGGAGAGGUCGAGGUGAACACAUUCAGAGAAAUGCUGAGCAAGGUGAUCCGAGCCCCGACGUGGAAGACACAAGUGACACCCAACGGCCGCCACUCGCUCGAGUGCGACCCCAAUAAGUUCCACUUCACUAUGAACAACGACGAGCUCGUGUUUGCAGCCAUCACCGCCAAGGACUACCCCAUCCGAUUGGCUUUUCAGAUGAUCUCUGCGGUACAGACUGAGAUCGUGCCAAAAUACGGAUCAAAGGCACUGACGUGUCGAGAGAAUGGACUGGAUAAGGACUGCGCCAAGGCGUUCGCAGCUAUUGCCAGUGGAUACGACGACCGCACCAAGGUGGAUAAGCUGUCCGAGGUGAUGCAUCAGGUGGACGGCGUCAAGACGGUUAUGCACAAUAAUAUUCAAGUGGUGCUGUCCAAUACGGAGAAGAUGGAGGUCGUGGAACAAAAGACCAACGACCUGAACGAGCAAGCCAAAGUCUUCCGCAACACUGGUCGAAAGCUGCGUCGGCAAAUGUGGUGGAAGAACGUCAAGCUCACGAUCCUGCUGGGCAUCUGCGCUGUGCUCGUCCUCCUCAUCCUCCUCGCAGUGCUAGGCGUCUUCAAAAGCUCCAGCAAGGACUCCAAGAGAUUACUCCGAGCCUUGUAA
Messenger RNA from Phytophthora nicotianae INRA-310, 777 nucleotides. RefSeq lists its product as hypothetical. The coding region runs from base 1 to 777 and encodes 258 amino acids. Gene Ontology annotation, cellular component: membrane. The record is from RefSeq and is a predicted model, not a curated record. The transcript is spliced from 2 exons. NCBI's taxonomy places the organism in Eukaryota, Oomycota, Peronosporomycetes, Peronosporales, Peronosporaceae. Gene Ontology annotation, biological process: vesicle-mediated transport.